AUGGAUGCUAUUAAGCCAUUGAAGAAGAAAAAAUGGGUCCUUCCUCUGAUUUUCUCAAUCUCAAUAUCGUGUUUUAUCAUCGUCUUUUCGCUUUUUGUCUCGAACCCUUUUCAACCAAGAUCCGAUAUCAAAGAUGAAACUCCGAUCUUUGUUGAAUCGAAGUUACAUGUAGCUGAAACGCAGCCCUUUUCCAGAAUUCCGAGAUUGGCUUACUUGAUCUCCGGUUCGAGCGGGGAUGGCCAGAGUUUGAGAAGGACAUUGAAGGCCCUUUACCAUCCACUGAAUCAGUAUGUGGUUCACUUGGACCUUGAGGCUUCGCCGGAAGAGAGAAUGGAGCUUGUGAAUUUCGUCAAGACUGAAGCUUUAUUUGUGCAAGUUGGAAACGUGAGGGUAAUUGAGAGAUCAAAUCUUGUUACUUACAGAGGGCCUACUAUGGUUAGUAACACCCUUCAUGCUGCUGCUAUUUUGUUGAAAGAAGACUUGCUCCACACAUUAUCAAAUGUUUCAAGAGAAUUUAAUUUUAUUGAGCACACCAGCGACAUUGGUUGGAAAGAGUGGCAAAGAGCCAAGCCUGUUAUUAUUGAUCCAGGCCUCUAUAGCAGGAAAAAAUCAGAUGUGUUUUGGGUCACACAGAAAAGGAGUGUGCCUACAGCAUUCAAGCUGUUUACAGGUUCUGCUUGGAUGAUGCUCUCACGCCCCUUUGUUGAGUACUGUAUAUGGGGUUGGGAUAACUUACCUCGAAUGGUCCUAAUGUAUUAUUCUAAUUUUCUCUCUUCACCAGAAGGAUAUUUUCACACAGUUAUCUGUAAUGCAGAGGAGUUUAAAAAUACUACUGUGAAUCAUGACCUGCAUUUCAUAUCCUGGGACAACCCUCCCAAGCAGCACCCUCAUUUCCUCACCAGUAAUGAUUACCAGAGAAUGCUAGAUAGCAAUGCUCCCUUUGCCCGAAAGUUUGGCAAAGAGGAAGGCGUUCUCGAAAAGAUAGAUUUGGAGCUUUUACACCGCAAACGUGAUGGUUUUGUCCCUGGUAGUUGGUUUGAAGAUGGAGGUGAUACGAAUUCAACUGAUUUUCACUAUACUACUACAAAUAUAACUACCCUGAGGCCGGGGCAAGGGGCUGAAAGGCUAAAAAAUCUCAUCAACGGUUUGUUAGGUGCUAAAGAUUUUGAUUCAAAACAUUGUAUUUAG
Messenger RNA from Oldenlandia corymbosa var. corymbosa, 1188 nucleotides. Lineage: Eukaryota; Viridiplantae; Streptophyta; Magnoliopsida; Gentianales; Rubiaceae. The record is from the annotation of a GenBank genome assembly.